AUGUCCGCUCCAAACGCUGGCCGCCAAUCGCCCGACCCAGAACGUCAACCAGGUGCCCAACUACAAGACCCGCCAGGCCUCGGAAAAGCGACUCCCAACGCCGCCCCGUCCGAUAAAUACUCACAGGAAAAGUCAGAGCAGACCAAAGCCGGACUACAGAGUAACCCGGAGCAUCCGUUGGAGAAGUAUGCGAGGGAGAAGUUGGGGUGA
Molecule: messenger RNA, 210 nt
Organism: Talaromyces rugulosus
Lineage: Eukaryota; Fungi; Ascomycota; Eurotiomycetes; Eurotiales; Trichocomaceae
Exons: 1
Coding region: 1-210 (69 amino acids)
Source: RefSeq, a predicted model, not a curated record